Malassezia sympodialis ATCC 42132 is the source of this 1746-nucleotide messenger RNA. RefSeq lists its product as uncharacterized. The transcript is spliced from 2 exons. Gene Ontology annotation, molecular function: protein binding. NCBI's taxonomy places the organism in Eukaryota, Fungi, Basidiomycota, Malasseziomycetes, Malasseziales, Malasseziaceae. Gene Ontology annotation, cellular component: site of double-strand break; nucleus. The record is from RefSeq and is a predicted model, not a curated record. The coding region runs from base 1 to 1746 and encodes 581 amino acids.
AUGGACGAAGCUGCGCUCCGUGCGAUGCUGCCAGCAGGCUUUGGGCAGGCCGGCGGUGAUCCAGAGGCAUAUUCUGCCGUCUCUGAGAGGGUGGAUGAUGGCGAGUUCGCGGAUGACGAUGAGUUUGAGGAUGAAGAUGAGGAGCCUGCGAACGAGGCCCCAGCGGAACGACGCGAGUAUACGGACGAGGCUCAGGCGGAGGCGAGCGGGUCCGGGGACGAGGCUCAGACGGGGCGAAGUAGGCGAGGGGACGAGGCCCCAGAUACGGCUGCGCAGCACGAAAGACGGUGGACACACCUUGCUGACUAUGCGAAUAUGCCACUCACCCAGAGCAUUGUGCUUAAAGACCAUACGAAGACGGUGAGUGCGCUGGGGAUCGACCCGUCUGGCGCGCGGCUUGCCACUGGCUCGCACGACUACCUCGUGAAGCUAUGGGACUUUGGUGGUAUGACGACGAGUCUCCGCACAUUCAAGUCGUUCGAACCGGCGGAGAAUUACCCCGUCGUGCAGCUGGCUUUCUCGCCGUACAGCAAGAACCUCUUGUGCCUAUGUGCCUCGACGCAGGCGCGCGUUUACGACUACGAUGGCCAUGAGAUUGCCUUGUACAAGAAAGGUGAUAUCUUUAUGCGCGACAUGCGCCAUACGACCGGACACAUUAGCGAUAUUACGUGCGGCGGGUGGCAUCCCCUCGACGACCAGGUCUUUUACACCGCCGGCUCGGACAGUACGGUGCGCCUAUGGGACAUGCACCACAAGGCCAGUCAGACGUCUGUGAUUGUGGUACGCUCCAAGGAGCGCGGUACAAAGACCAAGGUGACGGCGGCGGCGAUGGCGCCAGACGCGCAGUCGAUUCUCGCCAGUGGACAGGACGGCGCCCUAUAUGUGUGGUCGACGACAGGAAACCUUGCGCGCCCCUCACUCACCGUGCAGCAGGCGCACACCCCCGGCACCGGUGCCACAUGCCUGGCGGUGAGCGCGUGCGGCACCAAGCUGGCCUCGCGUGGGGCCGACGAUACACUGAAGCUGUGGGACCUGCGGCAGCUGCGCACGCCGCUGCAUGUGCGUGACGACCUGCCGAAUGGAAACGACCACACAGACGUCCUAUUCAGUCCGAACGGGCAGCAGCUGCUCACUGGCACGGCGUCUGUCACGCAAGGCUCCACGACGCCGACAGACCUGCGGAGCCAAUGGGGCCAGAUUGUCGCGCUCUCCGCUCAGGACCUAAGCAUGGAGCUCGUGUACCCUGUCGAUCGCACGAGUGUGAAUCGUGUGGCGUGGCAUCCUCGUCUGAACCAGGUGUUUGCGACGACGCGCGGUGGCGACGUGCAUAUCUACUACGACGCAGAGGCUUCGCAGCUCGGGGCGAAGCUUGCACUCCGCAAGCGCGCGCGCGACCGGACCAACCACUAUGCGGCGGACCCGUCGACGACCGAUCCGUAUGCGGACGUGCCGAUUAUGGUGCCAGAGGAAGAAGAGGACGACUACUUCGAUCCCGUGUACAAGAAGCCACAGUUCCCUCGCGACCCACGCAACACGCGUGUGCCGGAGCGGCCACUCGAGGGCCGCGGCAAGAACGGGCGCAUUGGGCGCUCGGCGCUACAGCCACUCGUGGCCGAGCUGUGGGAGGGCGACCUCCGUGCCGAAGAUCCACGCGAGUACGACCCGCGGUUCACAUCGGUGUAUGCCAAGACACAGCCCAAGACGAUCUUUGCGGAGGACGACACCAAGUCGCAGGAUGCUCAGUGA